UGGGGUUAAAAACAUGAAUCCCUGAAUGUCACCAUACGAAUUACGAAGACGUCAAUGUGUUUUCUUUGAAGAAGCAAUGGCUGCCAUAACAGACUGUUUUACAUUAGGAAGUGUUGUUUGGUGCCGAACUUGUUGCAAUACAGAAUUUGAAGGUGAAGUGCUGUCCUUUGACUCAAACUCAAAAAUCCUCAUAUUAAAAUGUUGUUCAUCAAAUGGAGAUCCAAAAUUGAAUGACAUUCAUUUCAUAAAUUUAUCCCUAGUAAGUGAAUUACGAGUAAAGAGGGAUUCAAUAUCUCCACCAGAACCUUUACAAUCACUAAAUAUAGAAAGAAUAAGUAUUAGGUUAAAGAAUCAAGUAGAAGAAAAAAGAAGGAUACUUCAGGCAAAAUCUACAAAUGCAUCUACCGAAGGCCAGAGUGUAUUCAUAGCCAUUGCCAAAGUAAUUGAUGAAAUUAGUUGGAAAAAUUCUGAAAUAGUUGUUUGGAAUCAAGAGGCUUUUCAGGUUAUAAUCAGUCCACCAUACCAGCUUGAAAAUAUUAAAGGAGACCCAAAUAAUAAAGGAUUCAAUUACAUAAAGAAAGUGGUUGAGAAGCACUGGAACGACUAUUCCCAAAGUAGCACACAGAAUUGUGUUCAAUCAAAUUCUAAUGCUAAUUAUAAAUAAAACAUCAGCAAAUUUGAA
Messenger RNA from Harmonia axyridis, 682 nucleotides. Its product is annotated as protein LSM12 homolog. The transcript has 5 exons. The record is from RefSeq and is a predicted model, not a curated record. NCBI's taxonomy places the organism in Eukaryota, Metazoa, Arthropoda, Insecta, Coleoptera, Coccinellidae. The coding region runs from base 26 to 664 and encodes 212 amino acids.